This is a messenger RNA of Amphiprion ocellaris (clown anemonefish), 2623 nucleotides long. RefSeq names its product MAX dimerization protein MLX (gene mlx). The transcript is spliced from 8 exons. Gene Ontology annotation, cellular component: nucleus. The coding region runs from base 74 to 814 and encodes 246 amino acids. NCBI's taxonomy places the organism in Eukaryota, Metazoa, Chordata, Actinopteri, Pomacentridae. Gene Ontology annotation, molecular function: RNA polymerase II cis-regulatory region sequence-specific DNA binding; DNA-binding transcription factor activity, RNA polymerase II-specific; protein dimerization activity. Gene Ontology annotation, biological process: regulation of transcription by RNA polymerase II. The record is from RefSeq and is a predicted model, not a curated record.
ACAGUGUUCUGAAGUAGGUGUUUACGUGAAGUACCUGAAGGCAACAGCGCUAUUAGUUAUUUUGCGUUCCAAAAUGACGGACCCGACAAUGUCUCCUGAGGACCACUGGAAACAGACAGACGGUGCUUUCAGCGACAGUGGCUUUGACCCCAGUUUCUUUGCUGAAAAUGCCCGAAAGGGUACCGUCGUGUCCAGGGCCAAUAGCAUUGGCUCAACAAGUGCUUCUUCAGUUCCAAAUACAGACGAUGAAGACAGUGACUACAGGCACGAGACAUCAUAUAAGGACUAUAAGAAGGAUCGACGGCGACAGGCCCACACACAAGCAGAGCAAAAGCGUAGGGAUGCCAUCAAGAAAGGAUAUGAUGACCUCCAAUCAAUUGUACCGACCUGCCAGCAGCAAUCUGAAUUCGCAGUGGGAGCACAGAAGAUCAGCAAGGCCACUAUACUGCAGAAAACGAUUGACUACAUCCAUUUUCUUCAUAAAGAGAAGAAGAAGCAAGAGGAGGAUGUUUCCGUCCUGAGGAAAGAAGUGAUGGCACUUAAGAUCAUGAAAACAAACUAUGAGCACAUAGUGAAGGCCCACCAGAACAACCCCCAGCAGGGAGAGGACCAGGUGUCUGACCAGGUCAAGUUCAACAUCUUUCAGAGCAUCAUGGACUCCCUGUUCCAGUCUUUCAGUAACUCUGUUUCAAUGAGCAGCUUUCAGGAACUGUCUGCCUGUGUUUUCAGCUGGAUUGAGGAGCACUGUAAGCCACAGACGCUGCGAGAGUUUGUCGUUGGAGUGCUCCGGCAGCUCAACGGUCAGCUUUAUUGAUCGAGGGAAACCUCAGGUUAACUCCCAGAAAUUGACUUUGGGUUUACUCUGGCCUCUCAGUGUGGAGUAAAAAACAUCAAUCAGCCUCAGGCCAUGCCACAGUAUUUACACUCACUUCAACUCAUCAGUGACUCCUUGGCUGUAAUUGGAUUACCUCAUCACAUGGUAUGUUCAGAGAUGAAAGGCAGCAUUGCAUUAAGCAGUUAGGAUCAUUUGAUGAUCUCUUUUUGAUUGUAAGUGUACAUAUGCAGCUGUACAUAGAUAGCUAAGUGUCUCAGCUUCAUGUGACUGUUAUUCUUCAGGGAAAACACAAGAGUAAAGAAGUCAGUUAAAUUGACAAUUUAAUGCAACAGGCAGGCCGAAUGCUGUCAUGUGCAUCUACUUGGAUUACCAAGAGUUGCCCUUCUGCGGCAAGUCAGUAUCGUAAUCUCACUGUUGCUUCUGCUGCCCGUCUGUUUAACUAAUGGACAUAAAGAGAGCGGUGACAGAAAACUCAUAAGUCUACAUCCUCUCUUCUGUCACAUUCAGCAAAGCAUUUGUAGCCUAAUGUUGAACUAAAGGGCUCCUCUCAACCUCAGUGCACAAACAUUCAGUCACUCCUGAACCUUAGCAGCUAGUAGAAGAUAUUCCACCACUAUGCUACCACACAAUAACAAGCAUCAGCUAUACAGUGUUUCAUAACUACCGUUAUUGUGGCUGAGUAUAAGGUUUAUAUAAAUGCAGCAGUGACAAGCAGGCAAAGACGCUGGCAUCUCAAGCGUGACAUGCAGCAGUAAGAUCUCAUUAUUUUGUGUGAGCGUCGCAGUUAAAAUCCAGUCAUGCUCUGCGAUGUAGAAAAAGCAUGAACAGGCCCAGUUGAUUUAGACUUUGAAUCAAGAUGGCAAGAGGAAAAGAUCUAAGGCCCAAUCCCAAAGGCAACGUGGAUAUUGGGAUUGGGCAGACAUGACUUUGAAGUAGGGUUCAUUGUGGCAGGGAUGGCAGGAGCUUCAGUCAUAAUGAAUGCACACACUGGUUUAAAAGGAACAGUGACAUCUGUAUUUUAGAUCUAUAAGGAGUCUAGACGAGCACAUUUGAUGACCAGUGCAGUGUGAAAGGGUGACUGAAAACAUUAGCCCAGGUUGUGAUCAGAUUGUCAGCAAGGAAAGUCCAUUAAAAAUUUCAUAGGGAUAUUAUUGUAGGGUUGCAAUGCAUAAACGGCUCUUUACAAAGAUAAAAGCACAUUUGAGAGAAAUGAAUGGUGCACUGGGCUACAGAAAAGUGAGAAAUUCUCAGUUGAGUCAUUCGUUAUUUUAUGUGUAUGCCAAGAGAACAGUGCAGGUGUGGUGGUUUGGGGUCAUUUUGCUGGCAUGGUUUGGGUUCAAAUCAAUGCAAAGUUAUUCUGAGUGAUUAUUUUUUAUCCUAUGAUGAAACCUUUCUGUCUGGAUGGGGGUGAUCAUGCCCCAUCCAUAGGGCACAAGGGGUCACUGAAUGCUUUGAUGAGUUUGAAAAUGAUGGCAUUCAUAUGCUAUGGUCUUUGCGCCACAAUUGAACAUGUAUGUCAGAUUUUGGAUUGAAGUGUAAGAUAGCGCUCUCCACCACCAUCAUCAAAACACCAAAUAAAGGGAAUAUCUUUUUAUAGGAUGGUGUUUCAUACCUCCACUAGCGUUCCAGAGACUUGAAAAAUAAUGCCAAGGCACUUUGAAGCUGUUCUGGUGGCACAUGGUGGCCCAACACCUUACUCAGAAUUUUAAUUUGUUGCCCAUCUUGUAUAUAUAUUAUAUAAUAAAAAUGUUAAGUAUGUGUUUAUUUUGAUUAAAGUUUCAGAUUGUA